AAAUUUUUAAAAUUAUAAAUUUGUUGUCUUAAGAUGUCAUUUAAUAUUAACAAGUACAAUCGAUCCAGGACCGAAAAGAGGAUGCGAGAGCAAGUGAAAAUGGAAAUCAUAAAUAAGAUGAAACAGUGCAAAAACUCUUCUUAUAAGUGCAGUUUACCCUGUUUGGAUGAAUAUGACUACUGUCAAAUGCAUAUAUUAAACGAUCCAAGUAGCUUUUAUGCACAAUGUACUUACUUAUAUAAAAAAAGGAGACGGUGUCCAAAUCCAGUGCUUCUUCAACCAGUACUUAAAGCUCCAGGCCCCACAACGUUCUGCUUUGAGCACACACUUAAGGAACAACGUAAAAAGCGUCAUAUUAAAUUUGGGAAGUUUUGUCGUCCGGAAAAUAAUGAAAUUUUACUGAGCAACUUAUCACAUCAUAUCGAACGUCUCCUUAUUAACGAUGAGAACGAUGGUGAUCUUAAGAAUAAACAACGUCAUAUAUUGGAUUAUGCAUCGGACAGUUCUGGAGAAGAAAGUGCUCCUUGUCUUGAAGAUAUUGCAGACUUUAAUUUAGACAAUUCAGAUGAUGAGGAUUCUCUUUCAUUGCAAAAGGAUGAUGUUUUAAGUAAUGCAAAUAUUUUUAGUAGGGAGGAAGUCUUGCGAAUAUCGGCUAACAAAAUGGCUCGCUUAAGAGAUUUAUAUGUUGGUCAAAUAAAGCAUUUAGAUCGAAAAUUGAAUGAACUUUCCAAAGACAAAUGUUUUGAAAAAAAAGAUCUUGCAAACAUAAAAAAUAUGGCUAAAACAUCACCGGUGGAAAUGGAAUACUAUAAAAAGUUUAAAGCUCUCACACACUACCAUUGUCCUCGUGGCCUUGAUGCUUUAUUCACUGAAAGACGAAAGGAAAAGGAACGCAUUGCUAAGGGUGUGAAAUUGACGAAUGAAGAAUCCAUGAAAUGUGUUCACAUUAGUCAGAACAAAAGGUGUGAACAUCCAUCUUUACCUGCUACCAAAUAUUGCCGAGAACACAUCUUAGAGGAUUCGACUCAAAUACUAUUUCGUGCAUGUGGAAUGAUAAGUAGUGGUAUAUCUUGCAAUGAACCUGUUCUCAACGUUGAGCACUCAGUUUGUUCCUUGCACCAGACAAUGGACAAAAUUCACAAUUAUACUAUUUAACCAGGCGAUAUCAAGCUAUUGUAUAUUGAUAUCACGUUGCCGAAAUAUGGGGAUAUGGAUAUGUUUACAAGUAAAUAUUCGUUUUGAGUUAUGACAGUUUUAUUGACAAGCAAUUUAUGUGCAUUGAAUUUAAGAUAAUAAAAUGUUAAAACCAACAGACUUCAUUUCUAUUGUUAGAUCGAAAGUAUUAUAUUGACGAUUCUAAUGCAAGAAG
Teleopsis dalmanni is the source of this 1369-nucleotide messenger RNA. Its product is annotated as KAT8 regulatory NSL complex subunit 2-like. The record is from RefSeq and is a predicted model, not a curated record. The coding region runs from base 34 to 1155 and encodes 373 amino acids. The transcript is spliced from 2 exons. Lineage: Eukaryota; Metazoa; Arthropoda; Insecta; Diptera; Diopsidae. Gene Ontology annotation, cellular component: NSL complex.